AUGCCGAGUGGACGCCUCGUGCUUGGUGGUGUUGACGUGAUGCGGCUGCUAGAUGCCUACCGCCGUGGCCACACCUCCGGCGACGCACCCCGUGCCGUAGGAAGUAUGAGGCAUGCCAGGCCAACUCUGCUUGUCAGCGCAUGUCUACUCGGGCAGCGCGUGACGUAUCGUGGAGGGAGUUGCUCCCAGCCAGGGCAUCGAUGUACACCUGUCGGUUUUAUUGUGAACUGUCUGUGGCGUGAGCACCGUCUUGUGGAGUGCGUUCCCAUCUGCCCAGAGAUGGACCUGCUCGCAAUGCCGGCGCCGCGGCCGCCACUACGAUUGGUGAAGGAAUCGCGUGACGAGCCUCGUCGCCUUGUGACAGCGCCGCCAAAGGUGUCAAAACGUCUGUUACCUGCGCCUGGCAUGUGGAGUGACGAGGGAUGUGAAGUAAGGAAGCGUCUGAUGCAAAGGCAUCCACGUCUGGCGGAGGAGUUGCUGGUGCAUCGUCUGGCGGGAAUAGAUGGGUGUAUCUUCAAGUCGAGGUCACCCAGCUGCGGCGUGCGGGACGCGCGCCUUUACGCUGCGGAGAGCGGCGGAGACUACGAGGAGGUGGAUGGUUUUUUCGUUGACGGGUGGGUGCGCCCCGCUGCGGCGGCCCCAGUGCAAGGGACACCAUCCACCACCGCGUUGCCGCUGCCGCUAACGACAGAGCGUCGAUUGUGUUUUGGUGGGGGCGCUUUCACGCCUAUUGGGGCACAGUUGGACCACAAGGACGCAGUGCUGUCCUUCGUUGCGGAUGUUUUGGCUCGCUGUGAGGCCCGGCAUCGUGUGGCGGCUUCUUCCUCUUCUCUUUGA
Trypanosoma rangeli is the source of this 837-nucleotide messenger RNA. RefSeq lists its product as uncharacterized. Lineage: Eukaryota; Euglenozoa; Kinetoplastea; Trypanosomatida; Trypanosomatidae. The record is from RefSeq and is a predicted model, not a curated record. Bases 1 to 837 code for a protein of 278 amino acids. The transcript has a single exon.